AUGAAGCGACAUGUGGAAAGGCUCAAAGACAGGGCUAAAGAAGCCCACUACACCCUUGAAGUUCAUGUUGACUCUGUGUGGGAUUAUCAGACCCCUCACAAGGACGAGCCGGAAGAUAAUUUGCAUACUCCCAAACAUAGAUACCUAGCCCACUUCGACAAAUAUCACACUCAACUCGAUAAUUUCGCAAACCACUCCGACAAUGCGAGGUUGGAGCAAGUGGAGAAAUUCAACAGAUAUUCCAAGCCUCCGAGGAGUCUCAAGGAAGCGGAUCCACGGAUCAAGGUUGCCAUCAUUGACAAUGGGGCAGAUAUCAAUCGUUCAAAUCUUAGGAAGAGGAUCCAUGCCGGGGUAUCAUAUGUAUCCGCUGACAAGGACCAGCCACAACAGCCCCUCCCCUGGUGGAUGGUCUCAGACCCCCAUGGCACACAGAUGGCCUCGUUGGUAGAGAAAGUGAACCCGCACUGUCGGCUUUACAUCGCUCGUGUGGGUAAAGGGCGGAACGAUAUCAAGGGUUAUCAUGCUGCCAAGGCCAUUGCGUGGGCCCUAGAACAGAACGUUGACGUCAUUUCCAUGAGCUGGACCACCACCAAAGAGCAUGAAGGGUUAAAAAAUGCCGUACGCCAAGCCGCCUACUCCGGAAAUCGCCGUGCCACAUUGAUGUUCUGCUCCACAGCCGAUGAAGGCGCGUUCUCUGGUACUAUAUACCCUGUGCACUACAAGGAUCACGUCAUCAGAGUAAGCGCAACAGAUGAUUGGGGAUUUCAGACAAGUCAAAGUAAGGGGGAUAGUCCAGCCGACGUACUUGUUCCCGGAGAGAAAGCUCAAGCAGGUGGACCUGGAUAUAUCGGUAAUACUCAGGAUACUGUUUCCGGAUCUUCGGUUGCUACGGCUUUGGCUGCUGGGCUUGCGUCUUUGGCUUUGCUGCUCCUCCGAACUCGCAACGGUGAGGACAAGAGGAUGAGGGAAUUUUACACCAAGCUCGGCAUGAUGAAAGUCUUCAACAAGAUGAGGGCAGAAGAGAAUGGUGUGUUGAAGCUGAGCACACUUUUUCCCAUUGCUGAAAAUCCAGAUAUGGCCCUCUGGGAUAUUGAGAACUUUCUAGACUGA
This is a messenger RNA of Penicillium longicatenatum, 1110 nucleotides long. RefSeq names its product subtilisin-like protein. The record is from RefSeq and is a predicted model, not a curated record. Bases 1 to 1110 code for a protein of 369 amino acids. NCBI's taxonomy places the organism in Eukaryota, Fungi, Ascomycota, Eurotiomycetes, Eurotiales, Aspergillaceae. Gene Ontology annotation, molecular function: serine-type endopeptidase activity. The transcript is spliced from 3 exons. Gene Ontology annotation, biological process: proteolysis.